AUGAAUAAUCGAUCCAACGGUAAGAGUACUAUCCAAAAAAUGCUCGAUCAAAAUAGUAUGUUGAUUCAGGCUAUUGUCAGAUAUCAAAAUAGUGGCAGGGCAAAAGACGCUUUUCGAUACCAGCAACUUCUGCACAGGAAUUUAGUCUACUUGGCGUCGCUCGCAAACAACAAUCUUCUGCAGCAGCUCAACGAUAUGGUUGGUCUUGUUUUUGCUAUCUUCCAGUUGUUGGACAGAAAUUAA
Anisakis simplex (herring worm) is the source of this 243-nucleotide messenger RNA. The record is from the annotation of a GenBank genome assembly. NCBI's taxonomy places the organism in Eukaryota, Metazoa, Nematoda, Chromadorea, Rhabditida, Anisakidae.